Messenger RNA from Tetranychus urticae (two-spotted spider mite), 928 nucleotides. NCBI's taxonomy places the organism in Eukaryota, Metazoa, Arthropoda, Arachnida, Trombidiformes, Tetranychidae. The record is from RefSeq and is a predicted model, not a curated record.
UUGUAUCCUUUAAUAUCAUUCAAUAUGACGUUAUGUUUCAUCUGAUGAUUUUCAAUCAAGUGUACAACAGUCUAUCCACUUGAUGCCAUCCUUGUUUUAAUUUUUUUAGGCGUGUUUAUUAAUUUGGUGAAUCUGGAAAGGCUGUUUGCAUUAUUAAUAAAUGCUAUAACUUGUUAGUUAUCAAACAUUCGCGACAAUGUACAUAGCAAUCAAUCUUUUAUUAGUGUUAACAUUUUCACUUCUUUUGGUUGACAAUUGUGUCAAAAGUCAAAAGUGUGUAUUUAGAUCAGUAUGUGAUGACUUCUCUGGUAAAGCAGUCACUGGACUUAAAAUUCCCUGUGUCGCCGAGACUGGACCUCAAACUAUUACGGACAAAUCUUUAUUGCGUUCGCUUCAAGAAUUUUGUCCUUACCUCGACCCUGUUAACAAUCCAACUCUCUGUUGUGAUGAGGAUCAAAUCAAUCAAUUGGUCGAUCAAUUGGCUCUCCCGAAAGGAAUGUUAUACCGAUGUCCAUCAUGUUUCUACAAUUUUGCUAAUUUUUUGUGCCACAUGACAUGUUCACCAAAACAAUCAACAUUCUUAAGGCUAGAUGCAUCAGAACCGUCGAAAAGCAAUAGUAGCAAACAGCAAAUAACCGCGAUUUCCUAUGCAAUGGAGGAACAAUUUGCUCAAACCUUAUUCAAUUCUUGUGUCAAUGUUUUGGCUCCUGGUCAAUUGAAGAAACCAAUUAGUAUAAUGUGUGGAGGUUGGGGUGACCAAUGCAAUGCUCAUCGUCUGUUGGAAUAUGUUGGACAAAAAGAUCCUUCACCAUUUAAUAUUAAGUUUCAAUACUAUCCUGAUUCUAAGGACACUGGCAUCUCACCUAUUCCUCUCGUGUCAUCACAAUGCUUUGAAGCACCAGGAGUUGCUAAUGAAUCAGCUGCUCUU